Molecule: messenger RNA, 2108 nt
Organism: Phyllostomus discolor (pale spear-nosed bat)
Lineage: Eukaryota; Metazoa; Chordata; Mammalia; Chiroptera; Phyllostomidae
Gene: LGI2
Product: leucine rich repeat LGI family member 2
Exons: 8
Coding region: 250-1893 (547 amino acids)
Biological process (GO): inhibitory synapse assembly
Molecular function (GO): protein binding
Source: RefSeq, a predicted model, not a curated record
GGCGCGAGUGCGGCGGGCACAGCGGCGGCCGCCCAGCAGCCCGGGCUCGGGUGGGGGGGCGCCGAGUGGGGGCGGCGGCCAGCAUGCUGCUCGGCUGCAGCUCGGCCUCCCACACCCGCUGCGCCCUCGUCCUCGCCAGCAGCGGCGGCGGCGGAGCAGCGAGCGGCGCCCGUGUCUGCAGCGGCGCCCGGUCCAGGCGCGCGGCGCGGCGGCAGGGGUCGGCACUGGGGCGGGGUGCGGGGACCCGGCAUGGCGCUGCGGAGGGGCGGCAACGGGGUGCCGGGGCGGCUGCUGCUGCUGCUGCUGCUGAGCGCCGCGUGCUGGGUCCCGCCGAGCGCGCAGGUGAGGCGGUUGGCGCGCUGCCCCGCCACUUGCAGCUGUACCAAGGAGUCCAUCAUCUGCGUGGGCUCUUCCUGGGUGCCCAGGGUCGUGCCGGGCGACAUCAGCUCCCUGAGUCUGGUGAAUGGAACGUUCUUGGAGAUCAAGGACCGCAUGUUUUCCCAUCUGCCUUCCCUGCAGCUGCUAUUGCUGAAUUCUAACUCAUUUACAGUCAUCCGGGAUGAUGCUUUUGCUGGACUUUUUCAUCUCGAAUACCUGUUCAUCGAAGGGAACAAAAUAGAAACCAUUUCAAGAAAUGCCUUCCGUGGCCUCCGCGACCUGACUCACCUUUCUUUGGCCAAUAACCACAUAAAAGCACUCCCGAGAGAUGUCUUCAGUGAUUUAGACUCUCUGAUUGAGCUAGAUUUGAGGGGCAAUAAAUUUGAAUGUGACUGCAAAGCCAAGUGGUUGUACCUGUGGUUGAAGAUGACGAAUUCCACGGUUUCGGAUGUGCUGUGUAUCGGCCCCCCCGAGUACCAGGAGAAGAAGCUCAAUGACGUGAGCAGCUUUGACUACGAGUGCACGACGACAGAUUUUGUCGUCCAUCAGACUCUGCCCUACCAGUCGGUCUCGGUGGACACGUUUAACUCCAAGAACGAUGUGUAUGUGGCCAUCGCCCAGCCCAGCAUGGAGAACUGCAUGGUGCUCGAGUGGGACCACAUCGAAAUGAACUUCCGGAGCUACGACAACAUUACAGGUCAGUCCAUCGUGGGCUGCAAGGCCAUCCUCAUCGAGGACCAGGUCUUCGUGGUGGUGGCCCAGCUCUUCGGCGGCUCUCACAUCUACAAGUACGACGAGAGCUGGACCAAGUUUGUCAAAUUCCAAGACAUCGAAGUCUCUCGCAUCUCCAAGCCCAACGACAUCGAGCUGUUUCAGAUCGACGACGAGACGUUCUUCGUCAUCGCCGACAGCUCAAAAGCCGGCCUGUCGACGGUGUACAAGUGGAACAGCAAAGGGUUCUACUCGUACCAGUCCCUGCACGAGUGGUUCAGGGACACGGACGCCGAGUUCGUGGACAUCGACGGGAAGUCGCACCUGAUCCUGUCCAGCCGCUCCCAGGUGCCCAUCAUCCUGCAGUGGAACAAGAGCUCCAAGAAGUUUGUCCCCCACAGUGACAUCCCCAACAUGGAGGACGUGCUGGCCGUGAAGAGCUUCCGGAUGCAGAACGCCCUCUACCUCUCCCUCACCCGCUUCAUCGGGGACUCCAGGGUCAUGAGGUGGAAUAGUAAGCAGUUUGUGGAGGUCCAGGCUCUCCCCUCCCGGGGGGCCAUGACCCUGCAGCCCUUCUCCUUUAAAGAGAACCACUACCUGGCCCUGGGCAGUGACUACACGUUCUCUCAGAUCUACCAGUGGGAUAAAGAGAAGCAGCUGUUCAAGAAAUUCAAGGAGAUUUACGUGCAGGCACCUCGGUGCUUCACAGCGGUCUCUACCGACAGGAGAGAUUUCUUUUUCGCCUCCAGUUUCAAAGGGAAAACAAAGAUUUUCGAACACAUAGUGGUUGACUUAAGCUUGUGAAGGUGGGGGUUGCUGGGUGAACGUGAGGGGCACGUAGCACUAGCUCUCCCAAGACAGGGCGAGGACAGAAAUUUUAAAAAGGAGCCAGGUGCAGAGAGGUCUGGAACUAAACCUGCAUUGGGGAAGUAGUUAGAAGUUUUCAACCUUUUAGAACUCACAUUUUAAUCAGGGAUUGCAUUUAUUGGCUAACUGCAUGACAUGCCCAUUCUCCCAUU